Messenger RNA from Trematomus bernacchii (emerald rockcod), 1374 nucleotides. It is a transcript of the gene bnip1b, whose product is annotated as BCL2 interacting protein 1b. Gene Ontology annotation, biological process: retrograde vesicle-mediated transport, Golgi to endoplasmic reticulum. Lineage: Eukaryota; Metazoa; Chordata; Actinopteri; Perciformes; Nototheniidae. The transcript has 6 exons. Gene Ontology annotation, cellular component: endoplasmic reticulum; SNARE complex. The coding region runs from base 20 to 712 and encodes 230 amino acids. The record is from RefSeq and is a predicted model, not a curated record. Gene Ontology annotation, molecular function: SNAP receptor activity.
UUGCCGUACAACAACAAAUAUGGCGUCUUCUGCAGAUGUCCACGUCCGAAUUUGUGGACAAGAAAUUAUCAAAUAUGACCUGGAAAUUAAGGCACUUGUUCAGGACAUCAGGGAUUGCCCUGGACCUCAGUCAACUCUCAUGGAGUUCAACUCUCAGGUCAAAGAGAAGUUCAACAAACUGAGACUCAGAAUACAGGAUCUGGAGCAGAUGGCCAGAGAGCAGGACAGAGAGACGGACAGACUGGCCAUCCUGUCAGAGACAGAGAGCCAGCGGAGACAAAUGCUGAGUAACCAGACAGCAUGGAGGAAAGCAAACCUGGCCUGUAAACUCUGCAUCGACCACAGUGAGAAGGACGAGCUGCUGCAAGGAGGAGACUACCAGAGCACCAGACAGAGGAAGGUGACAAAAGAAUGCCUUGUGGAAACCAGCAGCAACAUCACAGAGAGUUUGAUGUCGAUCAGCAGGAUGAUGUCUGAACAGGUGAAGCAGAGCGAGGACACCAUCGGCACUCUGGCCACCUCCUCCAGGACAGUGCUGGAAACCAACGAGGAGUUUAAAAGCAUGACAGGAACCAUCCACUUCGGGAGGAAACUGAUCCUGAAGUACAACCGGCGUGAGCUGACAGACAAGCUGCUCAUCUUCCUGGCUCUCGCCCUCUUCUUCGCCACCGUCCUCUACAUCCUUAAGAAGCGUCUCUUUCCCUUCAUUUAGCUGUUAAUACACACACUUCAGGAAGAAUGUUUUCCAGUUACCAAAAUGGCUCUUAGCCGUUUUGAAGUAAAAACUCGAGUACAUAGUUGGAUCAGCAUUGAGACUGAACUUCUGCACGAAGAAACAGAGUCGAGUGGCCCUUGUUUUUAUCUUGAUCAAUAUGCAAAAUGUUUCUUUAUAAAAUGGGAAUGAAGGAAAAAGUGUUAACUGGCAUUCUGAGGUUUUGUGCAACAGUGAUAAGCUUACAGCCUGCUUCAAACAAACUUGGGCUGUUCCAAACAUCACUGAAGGCUUUUUAUAUACUUGUUGCACUCUAAAGGAUUCUAUGGCUAUUGAGUAAUCAUGUAGUCUCAAUUUGAUAAUUAAUAAUAUAUUGAUGUACAAUUUCAUACGGUCUAUCCUUCUACCCUUAAGACGUUCAAAAGGCUGCAUUAUGAGUGAAAGCAAUGAGGAAAGCUUUGAGAAUGUGACUAUUCUACCCACUUUUACUCCUGAUCACCGGUGACUGUUUUAGAAACAUCAUUUUUAAUUUGUAGUUCGAAAUUCAGAACUAACCAGGGACUAAGCCAUAACCUUCACUUUGUUGCCAUCAGUCAAUUUAAGGUGUGUGUGUGUGUGUGUGUGUGUGUGUGUGUGUGUGUGUGUGUGUGUGUGUGUGUGUG